AUGUAUCAGAAUUUGACAAUCACAUUGAAUCUGCUAAAAGUCUAUUUGAUGGAUGCUGAUGAUUUGGACUUGGAGAAAGUCCCUAAUAACGCCUUUGUCAUUUACCAAGGUCACCAUGGUAAUUGGAGUGUGUAUUGUGCCAAUGUGAUUUUCCCCUCCUUGGCUUUCUUUGAGAAAGAUGGGAUAGUAAAUACAGAAGGAUGUGUUCGUAUAAUUGUACUAGCAGUCUCCAUAGUCGACGAUGUUAGGGGUGAUUGGAAAAUAAUUAGAGAAUUAUCUGAGGUAGCAGGUGCUAGUUGCCUUAAGGAUUGUGGAAUCCAAUCUUUUGUAUAUUGA
Molecule: messenger RNA, 336 nt
Organism: Fraxinus pennsylvanica
Lineage: Eukaryota; Viridiplantae; Streptophyta; Magnoliopsida; Lamiales; Oleaceae
Source: the annotation of a GenBank genome assembly